Molecule: messenger RNA, 888 nt
Organism: Exophiala bonariae
Lineage: Eukaryota; Fungi; Ascomycota; Eurotiomycetes; Chaetothyriales; Herpotrichiellaceae
Exons: 1
Coding region: 1-888 (295 amino acids)
Source: RefSeq, a predicted model, not a curated record
AUGCAUUCCACCGUAGGACUUCUGGUCUUUUAUGGCUGUUUUGUGCACCAAGCGGUCGCCUUGCCUGCUCCUGGUUCGGAGGUCAAGCAGGAGGCAGCGAAGAUCACACUAGGAACAAUCAAGCUCACAGGAAUCAAUCUGGACGCAACAGCGACUAGUUUUUCCACCGCAGCGGAGCCUACGACCACAGAGCCUAUGGUGAUCUGGAUUGAUGUCACCCCUCGAUCGGAACCCACGAGUACGAUCAGUGUCGAGAAGCUAUAUCCUUCAUACCAUGAAGCCCCGUCACAACAGAUGGCCACAGGAGGCCUGCCAACAUCCAAGCCCAGCCCGACUACAAUUACUAGGCAAGGCUCUCUAUCCGCUGCAGUUCCCCCAUACCACACGGUUACAGGAGUCAGGCCAGGAUCUGAAUCCAGCAUGAACACGUUGACCGGGCAAGGAUCUCCAUACACGGCAGUCCCCUCUCAUGAAAGUACCCCAAGAACCCAUGCUGGCACCAAGACCAAAGUGCACGGGCAGCCCAAGGUCACACCGGUAAAGCCAGGAAAUCAAGAUGUCUCCAUCCCACAGCACGCCACAGCAGGUGUCGAGUCACAGAGCAGAGAUCCAGUAUCAGGACACGAGCAGGGACAUACGACAGGUUCGCAUUCAAGUGCAUACAACGGUUCAUUCCAACAUCAUAGUACCACGCAAAUUGUAGCAGGAUCCACGACCACGGCAUCGACGCACCCAACGAUGACCGAAAUGAGGCCAGGAUGGUAUCACGGGCCCCAGAGACCAAGUGAGCAUUACCCACACUAUCGACCAGGUGGACAUUACCCACACCGAAGACCAGCCGGGACCAGUGUGCCCACCAGUACAGGGUCAGGAAGACAUUUUUGGUAA